Messenger RNA from Hypoxylon trugodes, 1869 nucleotides. RefSeq lists its product as uncharacterized. Gene Ontology annotation, molecular function: zinc ion binding; DNA-binding transcription factor activity, RNA polymerase II-specific. The transcript has 3 exons. The record is from RefSeq and is a predicted model, not a curated record. The coding region runs from base 712 to 1839 and encodes 375 amino acids. Gene Ontology annotation, biological process: regulation of DNA-templated transcription. Lineage: Eukaryota; Fungi; Ascomycota; Sordariomycetes; Xylariales; Hypoxylaceae. Gene Ontology annotation, cellular component: nucleus.
GUUUAAUCGCAGUUUGAUCGUAGGCUAAUCGUCCAGUUCAUACGGGGUGCAUACACCCAGGUCGGUACCUAAGUACUUUAAAGGCUGGUCGAGAUUGUGACUUAUAUACGUAAUGAAUGAAUCGUGCGGUAACACAGCAUUAGACCAUUAAACUAGAGGAUAAGGUUAAGAUUUGUCAUCAAUCAUUUCAGCGCGUUCAUUUGCAAAAGGUACGCAAUCCACCUACAAUUUCUCUCUACCACCUUGAACCCUUUUGGUUACAUCUCCACAUCUACAUCCUUAUGUCGCAAUCCCUUCACAAACUUGGUAUAUGACUUACAACCUUACAACCUAUCUCAAUGCUAAUAUCCGUGUAAGCUGAUGGCUUAUCCUGCAAAGGCUUGUGUAACUUGAUUCUUUAGCACUCUCAUCCCGUGUUAGGUCUUCCCGUCUUACAUGUAACCAGCGCCGACCUUAUCGGAACACCUCUUAUGGAAUUUUGACCUCUCGUGGCUCUUGUUGGCUCGCAGUACCUGUCCUACCCCACUUUUACUUCCUAGCCUCCUUUCGACGGCAAAAGUUUCUCCUUGGAACCCUCAUGGAACCCUGAAGCCUGUUUUAUUCAUAUAAAUUAGAAUCCUUAUAUACUGGCCACUAGAAGCCAGCUCUGAAGUUUGUAUAACCUAUAAAAAGAUACAAAUUAAAAAAAGAACAAAUACCUGCGUUGCAAGUAUGACAAGUAUGGGGUCUUCGCGUCACAUAGCGUGCAAGCUUUGUCGUGAGCGAAAAGUCCGCUGUCCGGGCGAACAACCAACCUGCGAAAAAUGCCGCCGCAUGGGUGAGCAGUGUAUAUAUCUGCCAAUGCAGAGAGGAAGCAAGGCUAGCUUGAACCAAACAGUAGAGGCAAUGCAAAAGCGAUUAGAUGAAGCAGAAACUUUCAUCCAGAAAAUGGGUGGGCAGUCGAAUAAUAAUACCAUAGCUGGAUCACCCUACAGUUUUGACUGGUUUGCCAACACCGGCUUUUCAACCAUGUCCCCCCCGAGCAUCCCGACACCCUCUAUGGUAUCCUCGGGAGGCGCUAACUCCCCUUCGAGUCAGCCCAACCACCAAGACAUGAUAUACCAACAGUCUAGCCUAAAUUUACCUGAUCAACCGCUAAGCAACGAGUUGCUUGAAUCGCUGCAAGCUACAGUCAGCCACAAGCCCUCAGGCGGGAGGAAUGACCCCGCUCAGUUUCGUAUGAGUGAGAGACCGAAUUUUGACAGAUCAAGUAUCGAAUUUUAUCCCCAAAUGGGGAUUUCUUCCCAGAGAGAGAGCCAUGACCAAAGACAGGGGCAAGAUGUCACGCGCCAUGCCCGUAAUGGCUCGACGUCUAGCAACACUCCAGUUUCUCCGUCGAUGUCCACCCGGAAUGACGCCGGGCCGGGAACAGGUUGCUUAAAUGAAGAUACAGGGGCAGCCAUACUCGAUCCCUUCUCAACGUUUUGCUCGUCAGUAGUCCGCCGCCAAUGUGAGAUGUCAGGAGUUGCCUCCGCUGUGGCAGAUUACAUAGCCUGGAUUCGCAGCGUCCCGCCUAGUGGCGCUCCGCUUCGUGCUAAUUCGAUAUACCAAGAAAUGCUGCAGAACAUAGAGAUCCGCGUCAGGGAGCUUAUCGAGAUAUCCCAAGCGGGACCCCACGAAUCUUUCCGGGAGACAUUGGCGGCGCUCGAACGUGCUGCGCCGUCGGGUGGUGCUGUGGCUGCCCGACUAGCCAGUUUAGAAGGGGAUCUCCAGAAGAAAUCGCAGGGCCAUUCGGACUUCUUCCAAAACGGUUACGACGCAUGCAGACGCCUCUCAGAGCAGAGGCGGGACGCCCCCUAAGUGUUAUAGCGGUUGACGGCAGAGUGCCCG